AUGACAGCACCAACGUCUUCGCCGCCGCCGCAGCAGCAGGCGGCGCCGCCGGUUACGGCCAUCGCGCCGCCGGCCCUGGUGCAGCCGGCGAUGUCGAUGCCGCCGCCGGUGUCCCCAGGCACAGCGGUGCAGGCGGCGGCGCGGCUCGGGCAAUCGGCCGUGCCCGGCGGGCAGCGCAUGGAGGUGCCUGGCGGGCAGCAGCUGGCCGGCGGGCAGCGCCUGGAGUCUGUCGGGCAGCGCCCCACCUUCUCUGGGCAGCGCCUUGAAUCCCUGGCAGGCAACCUGGGGAGCAUGAUGGCGAGCAGCAACAACACGCUGGACAACAUGCGCGCGCUGGGCAGCAUCAGCAGCGGCGGCGUUGUGCCGGCCGCGAUGCAGCUGGCGCAGCGCGGCGCAAUGGCCGGCUACCCGGCAGCCAUGCUGCAGCAGCAGUACCUGUCCUCCAUCCCAUGGCUCCUGCGCAUGCAGGCACGCACUCUCUUCUAUCUAAUAUGUGACACUCUGUUGGAUCUGGGUGGUGCCCAGCAGGCAAUGUUCCCGGGCGGCCAGCAGCUGGAUGGCGCUGCGCAGGCUGCGGCCCAGAUGCCGCUGAGCAUGCCGGAGGGCGAGGCCAUGUUGAACACCAACUCCAUAUCCAGCAAGUCCGCCGACCAAGCCGGCUUCCCACAACUGUCCAAGAAGCGGAAGAGCUCGUCUGGCAGGACGAUGUCUGGCGUUAAUCUGAAUGGGGACCUGUCACAGAAGUACUCGCUGUCCCAGUCCGAUGACGACGACGACAACACCAGGGCAGACGGCGAGGAGGAAGGCGACAUGGACGACAAGGUGAAGCGGCGGCUGGCGCAGAACCGCGAGGCCGCGCGCAAGUCCCGCCAGCGCCGCAAGGCAUACGUGCAGAACUUGGAGGAGGAGGUUCGGCAGCUGCGCACGGGCAAGAUACCGCCGCAGACUCUCGUGGCGCAGUCGUCGUCGCUGGGCACGGGCUCGCUGGGCGGCGCGGCAGCGCUCGGCCUGGGCCCAGACGCCGGCUCCCUCUUCUCCGCCAUGCUCCACCGCCUGCCCGCCGGCAGCCUCCCCGGCGCAGGCGACGCCCUGGCGCAGCAGAACCACGAAGUCCUGCAGGCGUUCGACAAGUGGCGCGCGGAGCACGUGGCGACGGUGCUGGCGGUGCGGCAGGCGGUGAACGAGGGCGCGGCGGACGCGGCGCUGCGGCCACUGAUUGAGGAGGCUCGCAGCCAGCUGUGGACGCUGUUCGCCAUGAAGAAGGCCGUCGUCUGCUCCGAGUCUGUCCUCCUCAUCAUGAACCUGGAGCACCUCCUGCCGCCGGAGCGGCUGUAUGCGUGGCUGGGCGGCCUGCGCGCGAGCAACGCCUGCAACGGACUGCUCACCAAGCUGGCCGACCUGGGGCUGGGCACCCAGCAGCGCAUGAAGCUGGAAGCCCUGCGGGAGUCGCUGCUGCAGCAGGAGAACAGCCUGGGGCGGGGGUAUAGCGAGGUGCUGGCCGAGCUGGGGGCACGCGCUGCCCAGCAGCCCGUCCUCCUGCCCGGCCAGCUGCCCGACAAACGCGUCUGGGACUCCCCAGACAUCCUCGGCAAGCUUGACGCCAUGCGCAUGACGCUGCUGCGCGGGGACAAUGUGUGGGAGCAGUUCCUGGAGCAGACGGAGGGCUUCCUGUCCCUGCGCCAGUACGGCGUGGCCGUCACCGCCCUCAUGGAGACCUCGCUGCAGCUGCAGAACCUGCAUCUCCCCUGGCUGCAGCUCCUGCGCCGCCCGGCCGGCGAAUGA
This is a messenger RNA of Coccomyxa subellipsoidea C-169, 1782 nucleotides long. RefSeq lists its product as hypothetical. The record is from RefSeq and is a predicted model, not a curated record. The transcript is spliced from 11 exons. The coding region runs from base 1 to 1782 and encodes 593 amino acids. Gene Ontology annotation, molecular function: DNA-binding transcription factor activity; sequence-specific DNA binding. Gene Ontology annotation, biological process: DNA-templated transcription; regulation of DNA-templated transcription. NCBI's taxonomy places the organism in Eukaryota, Viridiplantae, Chlorophyta, Trebouxiophyceae, Coccomyxaceae.